Molecule: messenger RNA, 591 nt
Organism: Amaranthus tricolor (Joseph's coat)
Lineage: Eukaryota; Viridiplantae; Streptophyta; Magnoliopsida; Caryophyllales; Amaranthaceae
Source: the annotation of a RefSeq genome assembly
AUGCCUAUUGGUGUUCCAAAAGUUCCCUUUCGAAGUCCUGGAGAGGAAGAUGCAUCUUGGGUUGACGUAUACAACCGACUUUAUCGAGAAAGAUUACUUUUUUUAGGCCAAGAAGUCGAUAGCGAGAUCUCGAAUCAACUUAUUGGUCUUAUGGUAUAUCUCAGUAUCGAAGAUGAUACCAAGGAUUUAUAUUUGUUUAUAAAUUCUCCUGGCGGAUGGGUAAUACCCGGAGUAGCUAUUUAUGAUACCAUGCAAUUUGUGCGACCAGAUGUACAUACAAUAUGCAUGGGGUUAGCUGCUUCAAUGGGAUCUUUUAUCCUGGUCGGAGGAGAAAUUACUAAACGUUUAGCAUUCCCUCACGCUUGGCUAAUGAUUCAUCAACCCGCGAGCUCUUUUUAUGAGGCCCAAACGGGAGAAUUUAUCCUGGAAGCGGAAGAACUUUUGAAAUUGCGUGAAACCCUCACAAGGGUUUAUGUACAAAGAACGGGCAAACCCUUAUGGGUUGUAUCCGAAGAUAUGGAAAGGGAUGUUUUUAUGUCAGCAACAGAAGCCCAAGCUCAUGGAAUUGUUGAUCUUGUAGCGGUCGAAUAA